Messenger RNA from Nematolebias whitei (Rio pearlfish), 2106 nucleotides. Its product is annotated as transcription termination factor 1. Lineage: Eukaryota; Metazoa; Chordata; Actinopteri; Cyprinodontiformes; Rivulidae. The record is from RefSeq and is a predicted model, not a curated record. The transcript has 11 exons. The coding region runs from base 119 to 2068 and encodes 649 amino acids.
GUGCAAAGAAAACCCAGGAACCCGGAAGUGAACGAGCCGUUUUGCGCGGCUGCGUGUGCGUGUGGCUGAAGAGCAGGAGGCCUAAGAAGCGCGUGCCUGGAUCAUCAUAUCUGUUACCAUGGUAACCACAGAGGUCUCAGCUUCCCCCCACAAGAAGAAGAAGAGGAAGCUGGAAUAUGUGGACAGCCUUCCUGCUUCGGUUGAUGUCGAUGCGCCUGAGAAGAAAAAGAAGAGAGUGGAGGAAGAGCAGUUCAACCUUCAUCCUGCCAAUGGGCUGACACAAAGUCCAGAAGAGGAGGAGAAGAAGAAGAAGAGGAGGAGGAGGAGGAGGGAGGAGGAGGAGUGGUUUGAAUGCCUGGAGGACUCUGAUGUCACCAUCAUUACUUCUGAGAGGAAGAAGAAGAAGAAAAAGUUUGAAAAUCUGAAGGACCCUCCAGCUUCUGUUGACAUUAAUACACCAGAGGAGAAGAAGAAGAAGAAGAGGAGAGCUGAGGAAAAGGAGUACAACGUUCAUCCCAUUGAUGGGCUGAAGCAAAGACCAGAGAAGAAGAAGAUGGAGGAGUGUGUGAUGCAAGUGAAGUCACAGACAGACAAGAAGAAGAAGCAACAGAUGAUUGUCACCAUGGCAGCGUUGAGUCCAAACCACGAGGAAACACCGGUUUCUACAGCCUUUGGGACAAAAGGGAAGAAAAAGAAAAAAGUUGGAGACAAAAGGGAGAAGAAGAAGAAGAAGAAGAAGAAAAAGGAGAUGUCUGAAAGUCUGGAGGACCUUCCUGCUUCUGUUGACAUCGAUGCACCUGAGGAGGAGAAGAAGAAAAAAGAUGGGUGCAAAAAGGAGAAGAAGCUGAAGAAUAAUAAACUGGAGGAGAAGACAUCAACGGGUGAAGAUGUCAUAACGAGCACAGAAGAAACGAUGGACCGAGGCGCCCUGGACGAGCUGGAGGAGUUUAUUCCAGACGUGAAAACAAGAGCGCCCCACGAAGUCUGGAAAUUUCUUCGCUACGACCUGCACCGCUUCAAGAAGUUCAAAGAGCAAGGUGUGCGUGUGCGUCGUGGGCGGUUCUCUGUGAAGGAGAAUCAACAGCUCGUGACGAACAUCUCUGACUUCCUGGCUCUGACGGGCAUCAGCUCAGUCGAUAAGCUUCUGUAUCCUUCAAGGUUCAAGGAGGGGAAGGAGAUCAAGAAGCUCAGAGCAAGUCAUCACUUCCUGGAAAGCAUCGCAGAGGGAAUCCCGCGGCCGUGCUCUCGUGUUUACGUUCGGGCCAGGAGGUUUUUUGAUGAGACCAAUCAAGGAGGAAGGUUCUCGGAGAACGAGGUGGCGACUCUCAGAAAGCUCCAUCAUCUCCAUGGCAACAGCUGGAAGGCGAUUUCAGAGAAGAUGGAUCGCAGCACGUACGCUCUGCAGAAACGCUUCAUCACCCUCGAUGCAGAUCACGGCUUUUGGACAGAAGCAGAAGAGUCACGGCUCAAGCAUGCGGUCAGGGAACACCUGGAGACCCUGAUCCAGCAAGGCCCUCCUGGUUCUGGCCUUAGUCUAGCGCAGAUGACACACAACCUUCCCUGGAUGGAGGUCAGCCAUAAGGUCCAGACACGGUGCUGGACCCAGUGUCGCAAAAAAUGGUUCUACUUGCUGAGGAAUCGACUGUCCCCUGAGGGUCCGGUGUUCGGCAGAGGAGAGGGGGCCUGCUGCGCCAAAAUCUGCCUCAUCAACACGCUGUACAACCUGUCUGUGGACGACCCCGCCUUCAUCGAGUGGGACAAGGUGGCCCAGGCUGUCGGUAAAGUGACUCCCAUGUGCGUCCAGGUGACGUUCAACAGACUGAAGUGUGAGAACGUUCCCAACUGGACCCGGCUGUCGUACGAUGAGAUCAUCACCUUCAUGAAGCUCAACCUGGUUCCUUACCUGGAGAACAAACUGAAGUCUCAGCACAGGUGGAUGGAGCGACGGGUGCAGUACGGGGAGGACAGGUACGAAAUAACGGACAUCUUCCAUGCUGAUGAGAUGGACAACGGCUUACCUCCAACCAAUCAGAUUACAGGUGGACAGGCCCCGCCCACUUCUCUAUGAAUGGCCAUCAGUGAUGUAAUCUUUUAUUAUGGACAGCA